CUGUGUGUCUCGCAGUUUGUCAGGCGGAGGGGAACUUCACAGCGGCUACGGGUGUGGCUUUAAAUGUAAUAAAUCUCAACGCUGGGGAAAGAAUGCAUGACCGCAAUAAAGAUUAAAAAACAGACAUCUCAAACAGCAACGAGAGACGUUCACGUCAGCCUGUGACGUGUGAGCCCGGUAGCUCUACGGGGGACAAAUCCGUGAGCUCGCUUUUCAACAGCUGGAAUACUUUUUCUUUUUUUUUGAUAACUUCGUGGCCCGUUUUUCGCGAGUUCAGUUUGCUCCAAUGGUUCCUCCUAAGGAACUAUAGCUAGAAGUCUGUGUGUCUCUGAACAACUUGUCGAUUCCCUUGAAGAAACCACCAAUGCUGCUGACUAACUGAACAGCCUGCGAGUCUUCGGGAAUUUCAUACGUGAGGAAAAACCAAGUUCACUUCAGGAGGAAAUCGUUUGUCGCCACUCGUCAGAAAAGGGACGUCGCCUCGCUCAACUUGGACUCUUAUUUUUUUAAUAAGGGUCUUUUUUUGGCACUUUACCGUCAUUUUUUUCCCAGGUAAUAUUCCCCCACUCAGCAGCAGUCCUGAAGCGCGCACUAGGAACCAUGGGGUGUACGGUUAGUCAGGAAGAUAAAGCGGCGGCCGAGCGCUCCAAAAUGAUUGACAAAAACCUGCGAGAAGAUGGAGAGAAAGCAGCAAGAGAAGUGAAACUGCUGCUACUGGGUGCUGGAGAGUCGGGGAAGAGCACCAUUGUGAAGCAGAUGAAGAUUAUCCACGAGGAUGGAUACUCAGAAGAUGAGUGUAAGCAGUACAGAGCGGUCGUCUACAGCAACACCAUCCAGUCCAUCAUGGCCAUCAUCAAAGCCAUGGCCAACCUGAAGAUCGACUAUGAGGAAGCUACUAGAGCGGAUGAUGCCCGCCAACUGUUUGCCUUGUCUGCAGCUGCAGAAGAGCAGGGCAUCCUUCCAGAAGACCUGUCCAACGUGAUCCACCGACUGUGGGCCGACGGUGGAGUCCAGAGCUGCUUCACGCGGGCCCGAGAGUACCAGCUCAAUGACUCAGCUGCUUACUACCUGAAUGACCUGGAGAGGAUAGCCAAGUCUGAUUACAUCCCCACACAGCAGGACGUGUUGCGGACCCGAGUGAAGACCACAGGCAUUGUGGAGACACAUUUCACCUUCAAGGACCUGCAUUUCAAGAUGUUUGAUGUUGGAGGCCAGCGCUCGGAGAGGAAGAAGUGGAUCCACUGCUUUGAGGGAGUCACAGCCAUCAUCUUCUGUGUGGCCAUGAGCGCUUACGACCUGGUGCUGGCCGAGGAUGAGGAGAUGAACCGAAUGCACGAGAGCAUGAAGCUGUUUGACUCCAUCUGCAACAAUAAGUGGUUCACAGAGACGUCCAUCAUUCUCUUCCUCAACAAGAAGGACCUGUUUGAGGAGAAGAUUGCCCACAGCCCUCUGACCAUCUGCUUCCCCGAGUACACAGGCCCCAACAAGUACGAGGAGGCUCAGGCUUACAUCCAGACCAAAUUUGAGGACCUGAACAAGAAGAAGGACACCAAGGAGAUAUACACUCACUUCACCUGCGCCACCGACACAAAGAACGUGCAGUUUGUGUUCGACGCCGUCACUGAUGUCAUCAUCAAAAACAACCUGAAGGACUGUGGCCUCUUCUAAAGAAACAUGUUGGAGAGGGUCAAGAUUACUUGAACAGCUCUGGUGACCACAGCGAGAGGACAUACACACAUCAUGAAUGACUGCACUGGCCCACCACCAUAUCUGCUUUGAUCUGCUUUUUAUAAAGACACCUAAGAGACUGAAAACCUGACGAGCCUUGUGGAAUUUCAAAGAUUGCUGAUCCAGUCACUCGUAUUGUUAACUCUUUGGGCUAUUACCACAAAAAUCAACCUUUGUUAUUGUAUUUCUCUUUUUUUGUCUUUCUUUUCAAUGACAGCCGUAGAGGAUUCAGAGGAAAUGUUUUUUUAUAUAUAAAUGCAUUCAUUUUACUUUUAGAAAUUCUGAUGUUCAAAUGAAACUUUUAAUCACAUGAAGCUUAUUUUUUAAGAGCAAAAGGCACAGGAGUAGACUUAAAUAUGAUCGAUGAAAGGAAAGUGCUUUUUUUUUUUAAAUAAUGUUUACAUAAGUUCAUUAUUCAUAGCCAAACUGUAUUAUGUUCUGCACAUCUCAACUUGGCAAAUAUUAGCUCUGUAAUCCACACAAAUGAUCUAACAUUCCUACAAAAUGAAAAUAAAAACUAAUAAAAGAAAAAAAAAGAGACAAAAAAAAGCUUGAGAUGCUGGGGGAAAUUCUGUCAAAUUCUAACUGAUAUUUAAAGUAUGUGUUACCUAACAUCCUGUCACUUUUUAUAGUACUAUUUCCAUGUCUGUUGCAGUAUGUUGUGCCUUGACUUUUGUUUACAAUCAAUUCCUAGAUAUGCUUUCCUUACUGUUUGACCUACUUUGCGCCUAUAUAUUUCUUCCAUUUUUUUUCCUGCCUAGCACCUAUGAAUAUAUAGUUAUGAUUAAUGAGAGACAAAAAUCUAAUUCAGAAAAAAAGGUUAGUGUUUUGGUAAAUAUUAAAAUGCUUUAAAGUCCUUUAUGAUUUAAUUUAAAUAAAAGUAGAGAUCACCUGAC
Molecule: messenger RNA, 2624 nt
Organism: Labrus bergylta (ballan wrasse)
Lineage: Eukaryota; Metazoa; Chordata; Actinopteri; Labriformes; Labridae
Product: guanine nucleotide-binding protein G(i) subunit alpha-2
Biological process (GO): adenylate cyclase-inhibiting G protein-coupled receptor signaling pathway; G protein-coupled adenosine receptor signaling pathway; gamma-aminobutyric acid signaling pathway
Cellular component (GO): heterotrimeric G-protein complex
Molecular function (GO): G protein-coupled receptor binding; G-protein beta/gamma-subunit complex binding; GTP binding
Source: RefSeq, a predicted model, not a curated record